This is a messenger RNA of Zootermopsis nevadensis, 2718 nucleotides long. NCBI's taxonomy places the organism in Eukaryota, Metazoa, Arthropoda, Insecta, Blattodea, Termopsidae. The record is from RefSeq and is a predicted model, not a curated record.
AAACAUUCUUAAAAAUGAAGGUGUCCAAAUAUUCUAUUCAGUGCCCUGUUUACGAACACUUGAAGCCUUCCCUUAAUGCAAUAAACCAAAUUUGCACACCCAUACAAGACAGCAGUUAAAAUUAGUGUAUUUGUAACAACUUUUAUGUUUUUAGACAGCAAAUGGAAGAUUAAGGUUCUGAAAUGAACAGUGGCAAGCCUGAAUUUAAUCUUCUCUUAAUUUCUUCAUGAAUAUUAUUUUUAUUUGUCACUUAUUUUCAAAGACUUUAACUUUUCCACAUUUUUUAAGUGUUCAUUAUCUACCAUUCUGUCAUGAUUUUGUCCUGCUGUCUGGUGAUGAGACAUGAACAAAUACUUAGUUAUGUUUUCUUGCAGACCAACAUCUUUAUAACAUCUCAUGGAGCUUUUGUGCUUUUCUUAAUUCUGACCUUUGUGUUUUCACCCAAUUCAUUAACAUCAGCGUAGACCAAAAGCUAAAACGUCCCGUUCAGUUUCAGAACCUAAUAGUUCUCUUGGACGUUCCUAAUGGCAUAUUCUAAAGCAAACUUGCAACAUAUUGCUGGGAAAGCCAGUCCUUGUUUCAGGCCAUUCUGAAUAAGAAAUGCAUCAGGCAAAUGUUUUACCUAUAUGGGCUUCACUGUAAGCUUUAUUUAACCUGUUGUACAGUGGGCGAAAACCAUCCUACCAAUAACACCAAAUAGCUUAGCUUUUAUCCUACAGUUCCUUCCUAUCUAAUUCUGACUGAUAGCUGCUUCCUCUGAUUUACAGUCAGAAAUCACUGUUAAUGUGAGUUCGGAUAGCUCAGUCAGUACAGUGACUGACUACGGGCUGGAUGAUCGGGGUUCGAUAACCGACAGGGGUACAGGAUUUUUCCUCUAACCUUUGCAUCCAGAUUGGCUCUGGGGCCCACCCAGUUUCCUGUCCAAUGGAUACCGGGGUCCUUCCUGGGGGAUAAAGCAUGGCCGAGGUAUGACGACCACUCACCUCCACCUAGUGCGGAGGUUCAGAAUUAUUAGGAGCUACACCACCUCUCCCCCCAAGCGCCUACAUGGCGCAUAAUGGGAGAGCUUUACUAUUAGCUUUAAAUUGCCAACUAUGUAUGGCUGUCUGCAGGAUGGUAUAGCUUCACGAUGUGCAUGGGCAUAUGGUAGCUACCUUUACCUCUCUUCAAUCUCUAAAAUUUGUAAUCCCAUUGGAAUUUGAUAACAUUUUAGUGUAAUAAGUGAUCUUAGUACCUAAUUGGUAUGUAACCAGUCAGUAAAUUCCUUGUUUGUGGAUUUGUUAUUGAUGUGAUAUUUUGUUAACAGACUGGCUCUCGCAAUGUUGUGAUCGCAGUGUUUGCUGGUGUUGGUGAUGAUAGAUCACUUCUUCUUGAGAGCAACAAAUUUAAAAAAUACUAUCGAAUGUUGGAUGAGCAGAAUCAGAAGGUUCCAAAGUGGAACGUCACAACUCCAAGAAAACAAUCUGUGAAAUCACUGAAAAAACAAAUGCUGGUUUCAAAUGUAAAUAAGAAACUAUUGACAUACAUGUUCCAUUCAGACUUUAAAUUCCAUCUUAGAGCAAUUGACGCACUAAGACAGGACUUGACCAAUAACACAAAUGGAACAAUUGACAACUUGGAUAUGAUUUUAAAAUGGUUCACUCUGCGAUUCUUCGACAAGAAACCACCAGUUUUAUUGAAAGGACUUGAGUAUUUGCAGGCUGUGUUUACCAUGUUGAUUGCACAGGAAUAUAAAAUGUUAGAGUAUGAGGCCUCAUCCUUUAUUCCAUAUCUGAUUCUGAAGAUUGGAUAUCCUAUGGAUGCUGUUUGGAAUGGUGUCCAAGCACUGCUCAGGCAGAUCGAACAAGUGUAUCCAGCUGCAGGUGUCUUUGAAUAUCUGAUGAAAGGUUUGAAGUCAAAAAAUGCUGAAUGUCUUGAGCAUCUUAGAUCACUUAUUGAAAACAAUGGAGUGGAAGUUUGCAAACCUGAUCUCAGUGCUGCCGUGAAGGAAAUAGCUCGCCAGGUUUCAUACCGUGGCAGUUUUGUGAGAGAAGCUCUGGACUGUAUAGUACAAGUAUAUUUCAUAGAAAAAGAUAACGUAUACGAAAUGAUUGGAGAGAUUCCAGACGAAGAUUUAAGUGUGCUAAAAAAACAUAUUGAGGGAGUUGUAAAAGACAGGGGCGCUCAAGGAUCCCAUGUUUCUCAGGAGCAACAGCAGCAGGAUGAAGAAGAAGAAUCUUGAGCAACAACAAGGUCAGAAGCAGUACAAGAGCAGGCAGGCCACGAUCCAUCGGCCGUCCUCCUCAACUCCCAACAGCAACUUUCAGAGGAUAACGAUGACAGUGUUGUGAAUGAUGAGGGCUUAGAUCUGCACUUGGUUGCGGUUCUGUUAAUUGUGAUAUGUACAUAUAACGGCAACCCAAGUUUGAAAUUGUACUUUUGAGAUUUAUGUGAAGAAAAGCUUUUUCAGUGCAGUGCAGUGCAAGUAACGGUGGAUUUUCCGGAGUACAUGCAUUUAUUUUUAAGUGAUUAAUAAUCUGAUUGUAUUCAAGGGCAUUUUUUCACAUUUGCAAAUUGCUUGCAAAUCAGAAAUUUUAAUGUUACUAAAAUUGCAUCCUCAGUCAUUUGUUUUUUGUGUAGGUGACAUGUUCAUGGUUUUUCUAUAUAUCUUUGGGCCUUUGCAAUGUAAUUGUUUCAUGUUUGAAUAAUAAAAGCGCAUUAAAUGUUUUAGUAUUUAAA